This is a messenger RNA of Anopheles coustani, 3321 nucleotides long. It is a transcript of the gene rdgA, whose product is annotated as eye-specific diacylglycerol kinase. Bases 17 to 2827 code for a protein of 936 amino acids. The record is from RefSeq and is a predicted model, not a curated record. NCBI's taxonomy places the organism in Eukaryota, Metazoa, Arthropoda, Insecta, Diptera, Culicidae. The transcript is spliced from 18 exons. Gene Ontology annotation, molecular function: protein binding; ATP-dependent diacylglycerol kinase activity. Gene Ontology annotation, biological process: diacylglycerol metabolic process; intracellular signal transduction; lipid phosphorylation.
CCGUAGCAGCCAGCCGAUGGCUUCCCUGGCCGUGCCGGAAUCGGUGGACGAUACGGGCGACGAAAUGGAUGAUCCGCUGGCGGACGAAGAGGCUCGCGUUGAAUCCGGUCGGCGUGAGAUACGCUCUACGCCCGAUUGGAGCGAAAACGCCGUCGCCGGGGACCACCUGUGGGCACCAACGUCCGCUUCCGGCGAGUGGUGUUACUUCGACGACGGUUGCACGCGACAAGGACCGCGGAUGAAAUGUGCCGGCUGUCACAUCAUCUGCCACGCCAGCUGCAUACCGGCGAUAAUGGAGCGCAACGAACCACUGUGCAAGCCGACCUUCUGCGACGUCGACGUACGUCAGUACCGGGAGCAGACGAAGAUCAGCCACCACUGGGUUCACUGCCGCAUGGAGAAGGGAAAAUGCAAGCAGUGUGGCAAGGCGCUCCAAGGCAAGCUGUCGUUCGGCAGCAAGGAAACGGUCGCUGUUUCGUGCGCCUGGUGCAAGGAUUCCUACCACAACAAGGACUCCUGCUUCAACCCGGAGCGGACGGGCGAGGAGUGUGACCUCGGGAAACAUCGCAGCAUUGUGGUUCCAUCGUCGUGGAUCGUGAAGCUGCCACCCAAGGGCAACUUCAAGUCGUCCCUCCGCAAGGCGAUCCAGAAAAAGAAGAAAACGAGCAAGAAGCCGCAGGAAGCGGAGGAACUACGCACGUUCAUCAUCAAGCCAAUCCCGACGGCCAACAUUACGCCGGUGCUGGUGUUUAUCAAUCCUAAGUCCGGUGGCAACCAGGGUGCCAAAUUGCUGCAAAAAUUCCAAUGGCUGCUGAAUCCCCGUCAGGUGUUCGAUCUGACCCAAGGGGGCCCACGAAUGGGGCUGGAGCUUUUCCGAAAGGUGCCUCAGUUGCGUGUUUUGGCCUGCGGAGGUGACGGUACCGUCGGCUGGGUGUUGUCCGUGCUGGAUCAGAUCAACUUUUCUCCCCCACCGGCGGUGGGCGUUCUCCCGCUGGGCACCGGAAACGAUCUAGCCCGUUCGCUUGGCUGGGGAGGGGGAUACACCGACGAACCGAUAGGGAAAAUUUUGGAAAACAUCGGUAGCAGUGACACCAUCCUGUUGGACCGCUGGAACUUAAAGGUGACGCCGAAUGAGGCGGCCGCUGCGAACGCGGCGGAUGGGAAGGAUAAUCUGCCGCUGAAUGUGGUGAACAACUACUUUUCCCUCGGCGUCGAUGCUCACAUCGCGCUCGAGUUUCACGAGGCAAGAGAGGCGCACCCGGAGAAGUUCAACUCUCGGUUGCGCAACAAGAUGUUCUACGGUCAGGCCGGUGGCAAGGAUUUGCUCAAGCGAAAGUGGAAGGGUUUGGCCGAGUUCGUGAAGCUAGAGUGCGACGGGAAGGAUCUGACGCCGAAGCUGAAGGAGCACAAAGUGCAUGCGAUCGUGUUCCUCAACAUCAACAGCUACGGUGGUGGCACCCACCCGUGGAACAAAUCCGGGGGCCAGUUCGAGCCAGCCACUGACGACGGAAUGAUUGAGGUGGUUGGGCUGACCACCUACCAACUGCCCUUGCUGCAGGCCGGCGGCCACGGUACCUGCAUUGCGCAAUGCAAAUCGGCCACGAUCGUCACCUCGAAGACCAUCCCGAUGCAGGUGGAUGGCGAGGCGUGCAAGCUGAAACCAUCCACCAUCGAGAUGACGCUCCUGAACAAGGCCGUCAUGCUGGCGAAGAAGAAACCGGGCCGAGCAAAUGUCCCGUUGGAGAAGCUCGAAUCGCUGAACGUGAAGCUUGCAAAGAUCAUUAUGUCCGACUACGAGCAGCAUCAUUACGACAAGGAGCUGCUACGGCAGGCAGCAGUGGAUCUCGGAACGUUGGACCUUCCCGUCACGGAUCUGGAGCAGCUUCGCAACAUUAUCAACAAAUUCUCCGAGGAGCAGCCGGACAGUCCGAAGCUGUCGCCCGACUGGUGCUUUAUAGAUUCUUGCACGGCGGAAAGAUUCUUCCGCAUCGAUCGGGCGCAGGAGCACCUGCACUUUCUAACCGACAUUGCAACCGACUGCCUGUUUGUGCUCGAGCAAGAGUGCCCAACGAUGCCCCAGACACCGCAGAAGGAGUUUCCGACUCCGAGCAGCCAGAUCAGCCUCGAGUCGAUCGCUAACGGCGAGUCGAGCAAAAUCGGCGUUUCGUCUCCAUCGAACGUCAAACUCCAUGGCCUAUCGCUGGACGAAACGGUUGCGAUGGAUCCGAAAAAAUCGGAAGUUCGCGAUCUUCACGACCCUUCCAGCAACCGUAAACUACCGGAACGUGGUGUAUCGGCGGACAAUUUCGGAAUCGAUCAGAGUCUUGAUCAAGUGGUUAAUUUUAAAAGUUUCCACGAACGACUGUUUGGACUCAAUGAGGAUGCGUUUGGCUUCAGUAAUUUACUGGAAAAAACAACUGAUGUCUUGAUAAGAGCAGCAAAGACGGGUAACUUGGCGUUGCUGAAAGAGCUACACUUCCAAGGAUACUCUCUGCUGUCGAUCGACUCGACUGGCCAAACUGCUCUUCACCAUGGUGCUCGCGGUGGCCAUAAGGACAUCGUUCGAUACCUCAUCUCCUACGCACCCAACACGAUUAUCAACAUGAUCGACAACGAAUCUGGUCAAACUGCGCUCCACAAGGCGGUCGCUAACAAACAUCGCAGCAUCUGCUACAUGCUCGUCGCCGGCGGUGCGAAUCUCAACAUCCAGGACCAGAAGGGUCAAACGGUGCGCAUGUUGGCCGCGAAGAUGGACGACUACGAGCUGGAGUCGUAUUUGGAAAAUCAGGAAAAGUUUCAGCUGAACGACUUCCGCAACAACACAUGAGACCGGACAGUGGAGUGAAACGGUGCUUACCGAUUCUCAGAUCUCUUCUCUUACUCGACGUUGUGUUAUGUUUGCAACCGUAUUUUAUUGCGAGCAGUUCAUUCUUACCUGUACCAACCAAUUCCGUUAGAAUGUGCCAGCAGCUUCGCUAUAUGUCACUGCUGGUGUAGAAAAUUAUGCAUUAAACUAUCUAAAGGUCACUAUCCGUCAAGCGAGCGUAGCGUAAGAUAUGGUUACCGGAUUGAACGGUGUUAUUUGUCGUUUGUUUAUUCGCAAAAAAAGGCCCAACACUUACAGUACGAUCCUGAAAUGCAUGCACUGACCAACAUUCUUAUUAGGCUUAACAAUGAUGAAAAUUGAUCGGUAGCGAUCUAGUUUUACUUAUAAGAGACGCGCUUAGCCGAGGCUUGAAGGUGAGAAGGUACGAUGAAGGAAUGGUUGAUAGAAGGUAUUUGUUAACCAAUAAAUGGUUGGAAUAAAAAGAAUAUUGCCGA